Oryza sativa Japonica Group (Japanese rice) is the source of this 4437-nucleotide messenger RNA. The record is from RefSeq and is a predicted model, not a curated record. Lineage: Eukaryota; Viridiplantae; Streptophyta; Magnoliopsida; Poales; Poaceae.
UUGCUGAUAUUUUGUUUUAAGUCAUUACAAUUUAGCCGUUGGACCUUCCAAUUUGCAUGCCAAAUUCUUUCUGCAAUGUUGUUUUCCUUUUUCUGUCAAUUAGGGAUAUAAGUUGGUCCUAGUCAGACCAACUAGUCUACUCAUCCUAGUACUUUCCAGAACCACUUAUAGAAGUGUGCACAAAAUGAAUCAUACACUAGGUGUGAAGUGUACCAAGGACUAAGUGGAAUGAGUCAAUGUGUUGGCUUGUUUUCAUUUCUUAACCUUGCAUUUCUCAUUUACUUAGUCAUUCUCUUAAGUCUAUUGCAUAUUUCUAUUCUAUGUAGUAACAAGCACGAUUUUCCAAUGUUUAGGCUGUUGUUUCUCUUAUUCUUCCCUUACCUUUCAUUAAAAACUUAAGACUGGUGAACCAGUUUGAAGAUGGUAAAUAACCUGCAUACCGUGCGUACAUGAGAAAAUUGUAUAUAUACCACUCUAAAUAGUGCAACUCCAAGAAAUGCCACUCAGAAAUUCAGAAUGCAACUGUUCUAAUGCCACUGAAAAAAAAGUAAAAGUUCUAUUUUUUGCCACUCUAAGCCCUUAACAAUAUUUGGUAUCUGUACUACGUAUUCUUCUCCCCUUGUUCCACCACAGUAACUAGGUCCAUACCUCUGGUCACCAUUGGUAUGAGCAGCUCCUACCCCUGAGCUUUGGUCUUGCCUUGUACUGUUUGUUGGGGAGGAAAAUUUGAAACAGCACCGAAUUUCUGGUGAUCAAGCUGGCUGGAGUCAGGGCCAAUUGAGACUGCCCUUCCAGCUCUGUUUUCUCAGGUCAAGAAGGGUGCUCUGACGGUGAAGCAGGGGCUCCAGUGAAACUGAUGGAUGUGGUCUUUACAGGUAGCUCCAUCCACAAGGGCUUUUGAAGAAUAUUUUCAGGUACGGGAUGCAGUGCAGGAAUUUUCACUGAGUGGUGAUCAAGAUGUGGUACGCUGGAAGUUGGAAGCUCAUGGACACUUCAAAGUUGACUUGGCUUACCGGCUAUUCUCUACAGUACAUGAGUGCUCGUCCUUGGGCAAAUUGCUCUGUCAGACUGUCACACAAGGGCACCAUCAAAAGUGCACUUCUUCAUGUGGUUUGCAAUCAAGGGUCUAUGCCUGACGGUGGACAACCUGCUGAAGAGAGGCUGGUUUCAUCAGCACUGCUGACCUCUGUGCCAGUCAAAAAAGCUUUUGACUCGUUCUGUCUGAUGUUGUGCUGUCUCGUGUGGAAUGAAAGAAAUAGCGGGGUGCUUGAUGUGUGAAUGCGAUCCUCCACUCAACUAUUCUCAGAAAUAAAAAAAUGAAAUCAUGGUGUGGUGUGAAGCGGGUUUGUUCAAGACAAGCAAGGAGGAAGGUGGCACAUCGUAAAGACGAUCUCAUUGAGAUAAUUGAACAUUUCAAUAUUGAUGUUGAAAAUCCUUGUGUCAUUAUGAGUCAGGACAAAAGUAGAGAAUUCUUACAUUCAGGGAAUAACAAGGACAAGUUUAAGUUCUUUUUCAAGGCUACUCUUCUUCAACAUGUAAAUGAUUUGCUUCUGGCGAUAAGAGAACUGUUGGACAAUGCGGACUCUGUUGUGCAAGAAUUGGAAAAGUCAAUUAAGCCAGCAAUGAUGGAGCUUGAUGAAUUACAACAGAAGAUAAAGAAUAUGGAACAUAUAGAGGAGAUAGCACAUGAAAUUGAUAACUUAAAGAAAAAGUUGGCCUGGUCCUGGGUUUAUGAUGUUGACAGACAAAUUGAAGAACAAACAGUAAAACUUCUGAAACUGAAAGAGCGAAUUCCCGCCUGCCAAGAAAAAAUUGAUGGACAUGCAGCCAUGAUAGUCAAAUUGAAGGAAGAAUUAACAGAUAAGGAAAGAAAUGCCAGAUCUUUGGUAGAAAAGUCACGUGAAGUAACCAUGAUGAAAGAAAAACUGGAGGAUGACAUUGCUCAGGCUGUUGCACUGAAGAUUGAACUAGAGAGAGAGCAUGUACGUGGUACAAAUGUGCUAAAGAAUAUGAACAAUCGUGUGAAACAACUCCAGAAACAAAUUCAUGAUUUCCGGGAGCAGUAUAUUCAAUACACGCAGGAUGAAUCAUCUAAAGCUGAGAACGACAAGUGUGAAAUACAGAAGGAGAUAAAUUCUCUUCAUUCAAAUGUUACAAGGUUAAAAGAGGAAGAAAGAGGGUUGCAUGAAACACAAAUGGGCAUUGUAAAAUCCAUCCAAAACAUGGAAACAGAGAUAGUUGAAAACAGAAAGAAGAUUACUCAAUUUAAAGCUCACAUUCGUGAUCUUCAACAACGUCAAUCUGAUAAGGUAUCAACAUUUGGGGGACAGAGAGUUCGGAACCUCUUGAAGUCAAUAGAAAGACAGGAAAGAAGAUUCAACAUCCCGCCUCUUGGUCCUAUAGGAGUUCAUGUGAAACUGGCUAGCGAAUCCUGGUCUUUUGCAGUUGAGUGUGCAUUGGGGAGGCUACUGGAUGCUUUUAUCGUCUCCUGUCACAGAGAUUCAGUCAUUUUGCGGGAAUGUGCGAAAGAAGUUAACUACCAUAACCUUCAAAUCAUUAUAUAUGAUUUUGCGAAGCCAAGACUGAACAUUCCAGAUCAUUUACUUCCUUCGACAACACAUCCAACAGUACUUUCAGUUAUUCAGUCGGAAAAUCCUACUGUGCUAAAUGUUUUGGUGGAUCAGGGUAGCGCUGAAAGAACAGUCCUAGUUCGAGACUAUGAAGUGGGCAGAUCUGUUGCAUUUGAUAAUAGGAUACAAAAUCUGAAGGACGUGUAUACUUCCGAUGGGUACAAAAUGUUUUCAAGAGGUCCUGUUCAGACCAUUCUUCCACCACACAGAAAGGGAAAUGCAGGUCGUUUGUGUACUUCACUGGGAGAAAAAAUAGCUGAAAUGGAAUCAGAAAUUGCUGACAUGGAGAGAAUAAUCUCACAAAGGACUCGGGAUAUGAAGAAGCCAAAUGAUAAACGAGAAGAUAUCGAAUUAAAAAUAAAGAAUUUGAAGAGAAAACGAGUAGAAGAGGAGCGUCUUCUUGAGAGCAAAAAAGUUCAAUUGGAUGACAUCAGGAAGACUUCUGCUGACAUUAAUCGUGUUACAUCGUCGGAUACCAGUGAACUAGAGGCAGAAAUGAUGCAAGUGGAAGUCGACAUUGAGCAGAAAGAAUUGUUAGUGCAGAAAACCAAUUUAAGGUUAACAAAAGCUUUGCAGGAUGAGAAUGACCGGAGAGCCUGUUACAAGGAAUUCAUUGAUGGUGUGUAUAGGGAGGUGGGGCCUAGUAAUGUUCUGGAGAAGGAAAUAGAACGUGUUAAGGACAAACUACAAACAGCUGAGCAGGGCAAGGCUUACUAUGAAGGUAUAAUGGAAACUAAAGUUUUACCUGAUAUUAAAAUUGCUGAAGCAGAGUUUGAAGAUCUUCAGAAGCUUCAGCAGGAGAGCUUCAAGAAGGCAUCAAUUAUAUGCUCUGAGAGUGAUGUGGAAACUCUGGGAGGUGUGGCUGGAUCCUCACCAGAACAACUAAGUGCUACGAUAAAUAAAUUGGAACUGAGAUUUCAUAAAGAAAGUAGCAGAUAUACUGAGUCCAUUGAUGAUCUGAGAGCAUUGCAUAUCAAGAAGAAAGAGAAAAUUGAAGAUAAACAGCAAUUAUAUGCAGGUUUUAGGGAUAAGUUGAAUUCGUGUCAAAAAGCUUUGGACAUGCGAUGGAAGAAAUUUCAGAGAAAUGCUGCUCUUUUGAAGCGACAGCUUACGUGGUUGUUCAACGAGCACCUAGGGAAGAAAGGGAUAAGUGGGUUUAUCAAUGUUGAUUAUAAGGAAAGACUUCUGUCUGUCGAGCUCACGAUGCCUCAAGAUUCUUCUCGUGACACAAUUACAGACACCAGAGGACUUUCAGGUGGAGAAAGAUCAUUUUCGACACUGUGUUUUACCUUGGCUCUUCACGGAAUGACAGAGGCUCCUUUUAGGGCCAUGGAUGAGUUUGAUGUAUUCAUGGAUGCAGUAAGCCGCAAGAUAAGCCUAGACACCCUAGUAGAUUUCGCCGUCACGCAAGGAUCACAGUGGAUAUUUAUAACACCACAUGAUAUCAGCAUGGUGCAACCUGGAGACAGGAUCAAGAAGCAGCAAAUGGCUGCCCCACGCGGUUGACAUCAGUAUGUUCAGCGCCUUGUAUAUAUAUAUAUAUAUAUCGUAUCCUUUUGGCGAACAUCAGUAUGCUGCCCGAUGUUUUUGGAGCCGCUGGUUUGUUAUUGAUCAUGUUGUAAGCCGCUGGUUUUUGGAUAAGCUUAUCUUGGCGCGACUGGAUCACGGUCUUGUUCUCUGGUACCAUUACUUGUAUGGCUAUUUAAACAUGAAGCAUCGUUAGUACCUCGGAGGCUGCAAAACACACGCGGUUCUGUCUUUUUAUGUCGUCAGAUAAUAUAGUUCUUGUAGCUGUUUUGAUUGUCCA